Melanotaenia boesemani (Boeseman's rainbowfish) is the source of this 1353-nucleotide messenger RNA. Its product is annotated as homeodomain-interacting protein kinase 2-like. Gene Ontology annotation, cellular component: PML body; cytoplasm; nucleus. The record is from RefSeq and is a predicted model, not a curated record. NCBI's taxonomy places the organism in Eukaryota, Metazoa, Chordata, Actinopteri, Atheriniformes, Melanotaeniidae. Gene Ontology annotation, biological process: peptidyl-serine phosphorylation; smoothened signaling pathway; peptidyl-threonine phosphorylation. Bases 1 to 1353 code for a protein of 450 amino acids. The transcript is spliced from 9 exons. Gene Ontology annotation, molecular function: transcription coactivator activity; ATP binding; protein serine/threonine kinase activity.
AUGGAUGAGGAACCUCAGCCCAUUCUGGGCAGCUUUGCCUCUCCCUCCUCCAUUUACCUGAUCCACUCGUUCAUUGGGGAGGGCACCUUUGGAAAAGUGGCCGAGUGCUCCAAAACAGCAACAAAGGAAAUAGUGGCUGUAAAGAUCAUCAAGACAAGCCACGUGACAACUGACGCCAGGAAUGAGGUGGACACACUCAUGAGGUUGAGGGCUUUUGAUCCUGACAGACACAACUUUGUGAGAUGCAACGAUGCAUUUAUCUACAGAGACCAUGUUUGUAUUGAUUUUGAAAAGCUGGACAUGAGUCUUCUGGAUUUUAUGUACAAGAGACCUGAACGCUCGCUCACAGUGAAGGAAAUCCGACCAAUCCUACACCAGGUGGCCGUAACCCUGGCGCUUCUACAGACUCAGGGAAUUGUACACACAGAUCUCAAACCAGACAACAUCAUGUUAGUGGACCAUAGAAAACACCCACUGAAGAUCAAAGUGAUUGACUUUGGCCUGGCCCUCUCUGAAUCACUCUCAAGAGAGUGCUUUUUACUCCAGGCACUUGCUUACAGAUCACCAGAGGUCAUCCUUGGUCUUCCUUGGACAUCCGCCAUUGACAUGUGGUCUCUUGGCUGCAUUGCUGCUGAAUUAUUCCUGGGAAAUAUACUAUUUCCUGCAAGCAGUGAAUACAACAUGCUUCAACAUAUAAUUCAAACACAAGGACAGAUACCACAAAAACUUCUGAAGGAUGGCUUAUGUACAGAGACUUUUUUCCGCCAAAAGAGAGCCAGAAGAAAAGGCUGCAGACGUCAGUGGGUACUGAAGACCCCGGAUGAGUACGGAAGUGACACAGAAACAGACGUCAAUUCCAAAAGUCUGGAUGAUCUUCUGACGAUUAAUCCACCCUGCCAUCUGUCGGACGAAGACAACGAGGCAGAACUUGAGGACCGAGAAGACUUUGUGGAACUUUUAAAGCAAAUGCUUCAUGUGGAUGCAAACAAGCGGAUAACCCCGAGCCAGCUUCUUCAGGAUCCAUUCAUGACCAUGAGGUACCAGCAAAACAACUAUCCCAACAGCUUCUAUUUUAAAUCUUGCUGUGAAGCAAUGGAGGUUUGUCGGGGCCAGGUACUGCACACCAGCCCCCAGGAUGAAGCUCCUGCGUGGCUGAGUCAGUGGGAGCAUCCUCUCAUUGAGGAGACGGCAUCUUCCUUCUCCAGUAGCCUCUCCUUUGUUGAAAACAAUGAAGCACCCCAACAAUGGAAUCUGAGCUCCUCUGAUAUGAAACGGUUAUUGUCAGAUUCCCAGUCAACCACCAGUGAAGAGGUUUCCCACUCUUUAGAACUCUUGCUGCGAUCUAAAAAGUAA